AUGGACCAACCCUCCACGCCACAACUAAUCUCAUCCCACGUCGCCCGACUCUGCGGGCCCCUCGCGGCGUUGAUAAGAGGAGGGACCGAAGCCCGCGACCGGCUCGAAGUGGGGUUGGCGAGUGAGCUCCGACGGGUCAGAGGGCAGGUGAUAUCCAACUCCUCCCCACGGUCCAAAUCCAUAGUCCGAUCCAUUUCCACCCCGGUUCUCCGCAACUUGAUCCCUCGGUAUCAUCCUUAUCCUCAACCUCAUUCCCAGCUCCAUUCCCAUUCCCAUCCCAAUCCUUAUCCCCAUUCCGAGCCUUAUCCGCAUCCCUGUCCCUAUCCUCAAUCCCAUCCCUCUCCUUAUCCUCAAUCCCAUCCCUCUCCUUAUCCUCAAUCCCAUCCCGAGCCCGAGCCCCAUCCUCAUCUCCAUUCCGUUCCCCAUCCUUAUUCUAUUUUGGAGCCGAGCCAGCCGAGCCAGGAGCCAUGGACACCAAGCAACAUCAUACCUUUCGUCCAAGCCGCUCUGGCUUUCGCCCCCUCCCCCUCUCCUCACUUGUCCACGCCCACGCCCACGACCGUUCUCUCAGGAUCAGGAUGCAAGUCGGCCACGCCCGUUCUCUCAACUUCAGGACCAGGAAGCAACAUGGACCAGCUGCAGUCUCUCCACUCGAACGAACGCUCCGACGCACAUGACCAUCUGGUUUCCCCUCUCCACUCGACACUGGGUCUCAAUAACGAACCCUCCGAAGUCCAGCUGGGCUCUCCAUGGUCGCUCACUCCGGAACAUGCGCGGGGUCAUGUCGCGGCUCUUGGAGAGGGAGGGGGGGAGCGGGAGAGGUCCAUGUCCAACGCCGCGGCCCCUCUGGGACAGGGAGAGGGGGAAACGUCAGGGGAUUGGCAGUGGGAUCAGGAUCUGGAUCUGGAUCUGGGGUGGGUCGGAUUGGAAGGUGUAGGUGCAGGUGUCGGUUGGAUGGGUGAGGUGGGAGGGGGGUUGGAGGAUGGCGCCGGAGAGAAUGAGAAUGAGAAUGAAGGUUCCAAUGUCGACACAGGAGAGAAUGAAGGGUCCAACACCGACGCAGGAGAGAAUGAUGAAGGUUCCAACACCGACACCGACGCCAACACCGACGCCGGAGAAAAUGAAGGUCCCAACCAAGAAACCCACAACCGUACGAGGCUGAGUACGAGUAUGCCUGUCGGCUCGGGAGAUCUAGAGAGAGAAACCACCAUCACCACCGAUAGAGACAGUGAUAACACCGACCGAGAUAGAGAUCGAGAUCAAGACAGAGAUAACACCGACCGAGACAGAGAUAGAGAUAACACCGACCAAGAUAGAGAUGGAGAUAGAGAUCGAGACAGAGAUAGAGAUGGAGAUGGAGAUAGAGAUGGAGAUAGAGAUAGAGAUGGAGAUAGAGAUCAAAACAGAGAUGGAGGUAAAGAUAGAGACAGAGACAGAGAGAAAGACAAAAGACCAGUGGACAAAGCUACGAGAGCGAGGAAAGCGAUGAUUGCUAAACGGUGGAGAGAUAGGGAACGGGAGAAGAGCAGGGUGAGUGCAUUCUAG
This is a messenger RNA of Tremella mesenterica DSM 1558, 1545 nucleotides long. RefSeq lists its product as uncharacterized. The coding region runs from base 1 to 1545 and encodes 514 amino acids. The transcript is spliced from 2 exons. NCBI's taxonomy places the organism in Eukaryota, Fungi, Basidiomycota, Tremellomycetes, Tremellales, Tremellaceae. The record is from RefSeq and is a predicted model, not a curated record.